ACCACAUCAACACUCCCCUCGUCUGUCCCUCCUUUCUCGGUCAAACUGUGGUCGCUCAGUCAGGCACGAGGGUUUGUGGGGGGUGCUUCUCCAACGUCGGCUAGCCCUUCACCCUGAUCCUUGCGACUGUCGCCGUGCGGGGCUCGUCGGCUUCUUGUGUGUGUAGAGUGGAAUCCACCCGCGACUGGAGCAACUCAAUGAUGUACAAGAAGAUAUGAUUUUUUUUCAGAUAAAACAAGCGUUUGAUUAUUAUACUUUGAUGGAUGUUCUUGUGGAAAGGAUUUUUUUCCAGAUCUAAAACAAAAACUGACGGAUAGGAAUGAAAUAUUGAACCAAGGGAACAAAAUGGAGAGAUUUGUUUGAAAGGGACAACUCUGUUCGUGUGUGUCUUCUGGCAAAGACUGAGGUUGCUGCAGCAUCUGUAGCUGCGUCAAGACGCAGGAGAAAGUAUACAGCUCAGGUUAUUUCUGCAACAAAAAACGGGUAUAGGAUUUACAAUCUGAGAAAAGUGACACACAAAAAUGAUGGAUUAGAUUUGAAAUGAAGAUAGUGAAGAUUUAAGUGAUCCGGGGUAUAAACUCAGAGUGGAUGAUAGUCCUGCUUUCGACAGCGAGUAUGGCGUCAGGAGGGGUUCUCCGACAACUGACAGUGUGUGUGUGUAUUAUUGGAAUGUACAUCGCAGGUGCAGCCAGCUACGGCGACGCAAGCGGGCACUGGUGCUCCCGCGUUCAGACCAGGCUCGUCAGCUGCCUGCAGCCCACGUGGGACUGGCAUCGCAGUAGAAGGACUGAGUACACCUCCCGGAAGUACACUAUAGUGUACCGGCAGCUGAAGGAGAGAAAAUGGCGUUGCUGUCCCGGAUUCUGGGGAGACAACUGUGAGGAAGAAUGCUUCAACUGCACCAGUAUACGAGCGCUGAAGGCUAGACUAGAUAGCACGGAGAGCAUUGUUAGACAGAUGACAUACACCCAUUCCGCACCUAGUGCCUUAAAAUCUCGAGACGCUCAAGCUUGCACGUGCCCCCAGGGACCUGGUGGGGAAAGGGGGCCGGAAGGCCCGAGGGGUAAGACCGGGCCCCAGGGGCCCCCAGGACCCCCGGGCGUUACCCUAGAAGCUGACCCAGAAAGAGGAGCAACACGGACGGUGAUUGGUCAAGCUGGCCCAGUUGGGGCGCCGGGGCUGCCCGGUACUCCUGGUCCCGUGGGGCCCAGAGGCGAACAAGGACCCAGGGGUGAGCUGGGUAUAGCCGGGCCUAAGGGGCCACCAGGCAAGGCGACGCUACAAGAUGAACAGAGAGAGAAAGCACAAGAGAGCAGGAUCCUGCUCCUGGAGGGGAAGGUCGAGUACUUGGAGGGCCGUGUUCUGGAACUGGAAGGGGAGCUUAACUCCACCGUGGAUACAAGGAAGACCAUUGACAUCCUGGGGGACCGCAUUCUGCUUCUGGAGCGGAUCUUCCCGAAACUCGCAGAACUAGAGCUAAACGACCCAUCCGCCUUGCCUUCUAUCUUACGGGCCUAUGCAGAUGAGCAUGGACGAGACAAGCCCAAAGCACGCAAACCCUUUCGCAAAGCAACCAAUAAGAAACCGACUAACAGCUGAUAUGUGGAGGUCGCUAUUAAAGGCGUGCAAUGAUUGGUUAAAUAUAUUCGUUGUCACGGCGACCUUAUUCUGAAGUGCAAUGACUGGUGCAUAUCAACCAUAUGACCUCGUCUUUAAUUGGCGCCUGCAAUGUGCAAUUAUUAUAAAUGUUCAAUACAUUUAGAUCUGUGAGAUCUCCUGUAGAGUAUUAUAUGUGACGUCAUGAAUGCAAUCAUAAUCGUAUAUAGACGUGUGUCCCUUUGUACUUUGCAUUAAACACAACCGUCCACCAAACCACGUGACUGUUCUGAGACUUUCUCACAAGGUUGACUCUCAUGAUCUGCAUACGUUUGUUAAUUUAUCUGUCAUAUUGUAGAACAAUGCAAAAUGGUUAUGUAGCAUAACCCCGGUUAUAACGAAUGUAGGGGUUAUGUCGACUCUGGGAAUAGGGACUUGUUAUGUCCGGGUAUGUAUCAGUAGUUUGAUGAUUAAGUACAUCUCAAAUAUAUCUUACCAAGCAACAGAACACCGUAGGGUGUCUUAGUACAUCUCAACAAUAUCUUACCAAGCAACAGAAAACCGCAGGGUGUCUUAGUACAUUACUACACUAUCUUACCAAGAAACAGAACACCGUAGGGUGUCUUAGUACAUCUCAACAAUAUCUUACCAAGCAACAGAACACCGUAGGGUGUCUUAGUACAUCUCAACAAUAUCUUACCAAGAAACAGAACACCGCAGGGUGUCUUAGUACAUCUCAACAAUAUCUUACCAAGCAACAGAACACCGUAGAGUGUCUUAGUACAUCUCAACAAUAUCUUACCAAGAAACAGAACACCGUAGGGUGUCUUAGUACAUCUCAACAAUAUCUUACCAAGCAACAGAAAACCGCAGGGUGUCUUAGUACAUUACUACACUAUCUUACCAAGCAACAGAACACCGUAGGGUGUCUUAGUACAUCUCAACAAUAUCUUACCAAGCAACAGAACACCGUAGGGUGUCUUUGUACAUCUCAACAAUAUCUUACCAAGAAACAGAACACCGCAGGGUGUCUUAGUACAUCUCAACAAUAUCUUACCAAGAAACAGAAAACCGCAGGGUGUCUUAGUACAUCUAAACAAUAUCUUACCAAGAAACAGAACACCGCAGGGUGUCUUAGUACAUCUCAACAAUAUCUUACCAAGCAACAGAACACCGUAGGGUGUCUUAGUACAUCUCAACAAUAUCUUACCAAGAAACAGAACACCGUAGGGUGUCUUAGUACAUCUCAACAAUAUCUUACCAAGAAACAGAACACCGUAGGGUGUCUUAGUACAUCUCAACAAUAUCUUACCAAGAAACAGAACACCGUAGGGUGUCUUAGUACAUCUCAACAAUAUUUUACCAAGCAACAGAACACCGUAGGGUGUCUUUGUACAUCUCAACAAUAUCUUACCAAGAAACAGAACACCGUAGGGUGUCUUAGUACAUCUCAACAAUAUCUUACCAAGCAACAGAAAACCGCAGGGUGUCUUAGUACAUUACUACACUAUCUUACCAAGCAACAGAACACCGUAGGGUGUCUUAGUACAUCUCAACAAUAUCUUACCAAGCAACAGAAAACCGCAGGGUGUCUUAGUACAUUACUACACUAUCUUACCAAGCAACAGAACACCGUAGGGUGUCUUAGUACAUCUCAACAAUAUCUUACCAAGCAACAGAACACCGUAGGGUGUCUUUGUACAUCUCAACAAUAUCUUACCAAGAAACAGAACACCGUAGGGUGUCUUAGUACAUCUCAACAAUAUCUUACCAAGCAACAGAACACCGUAGGCUCAUCUCAACAAUAUCUUACCAGGAAUCAAACACGUUUAGCAUCGAGACAUAUAUCUGUCCCCUUUCGAAAGAGAUCAUCAGAGAUGUUUGCGAAAUUUCUCAAUUGAUCUGUCAUUUUGUUUUUAAUUUCAUUUGGAUAUCUUCACAAUGAUCGUUUGAACCAUAUAUUGUAUCUUGAUGUCUUGUUUUACAUUACGUUCGUAUUGAUGAUGUGAAAACAAUUGGACAUUAAUUAGUUUAUGUUGUUUCUUCAUACGCUUACAAGUUCACGUACGCUGUGCCCUGUUCCAUCCCAUUGCUUCUUAUUGACCAUCUUCAAUAUCGUGGUGAUAUUUGUUUACCCCUUACCUCAAGUCAAUGUACCAGGUUGCAAGUAUGCAGAUCUUUCUGUCGUACUCUGUUAUAUGUAAGCUUCGUUCAGGGGAUGCUCUGUUUCCUUAGUGUGUUCUUCCCCGAGAAGAGCAUAUCUUUUAAGCUUCUUGCAGCGUGUUGGUUGUGACGUUUUACUACGCAUAUCGGUAGUUUGUGAGGACCUGAGAACCGUCAGGUGAAGGACCUGAGAACCGUCAGGUGAAGGACCUGAGUGGAGGCAGGGCCUGCACACACUCUGCGCACUCCGAUACAGCUGAUUGUACAGUCGUUAUGACAUUAGAAGUAAAGUCUGUGUGUGUUCGGGAACCUUUGUGUUGUUGAAUUUGUUUUGAUUUUCUACUUGACAUCAACGCCAUGAUCGAUACCAGGUGAAUCGCUUGAUAGGCAUUACUUAGAAGUUGACGGAUGACAAAGUAGACACAAUUUAUGGAAAACAACUUCU
Molecule: messenger RNA, 4204 nt
Organism: Haliotis rufescens (red abalone)
Lineage: Eukaryota; Metazoa; Mollusca; Gastropoda; Lepetellida; Haliotidae
Product: collagen alpha-1(XXVI) chain-like
Exons: 7
Coding region: 589-1599 (336 amino acids)
Molecular function (GO): protein binding
Source: RefSeq, a predicted model, not a curated record